AUGCCUGUUGCACCUCUAAAAUUAUACCAUAACCCUUCGCUUCCAGCCGAGAGAGCUCAGGACGCUCUCGACGAUGCUGCUCUCGAGCAAAUUUAUAGCAGAGAUGAAGAAGUCGAAUAUAGGGACCAUGAUGAUACUGAUGAUGGAGAUUUUAAAGUGAGUGUGCGUGAAUACGCGGUGACUCGUUUCACUUCGUUGUUGCAUAUUCAUAAGGUUAGUGCGGAAAAUUUGAAUCCUAUUCCAGAAUUGCGUAAGAUGACUCUACAGAAUUGGAAUUAUUUUUUUAUGGGAUAUCUGGCGUGGCUCUGUGCUGCAUGGGCCUUUUUCUGUGUUUCUGUGAGUGCUGGUUCGCUCAGUAAGCUUUACGGUAAGACUACACAUGAUAUUACUUGGGGUUUGUCGCUUGUUUUAUUCGUUAGGUCUGCAGGUGCGAUAAUCUUUGGUACCUGGACCGAUCGUUAUUCGAGAAAAUGGCCUUUUAUUACCUGUUUGUUGAUUUUUGCUGUGGCUCAAUUGUGUACACCUUUCUGCGAUACUUAUAGCAAGUUUCUGGGAGUACGGUGGUUGACUGGUAUCUCUAUGGGUGGUAUCUAUGCAUGUGCAUCUGCGACUGCUAUCGAGGAUGCACCAGUCAAGGCCCGUUCGUUCUUGUCGGGGUUGUUCUUCUCUGCAUACGCGAUGGGGUUCAUCUUUGCAAUUAUCUUCAACAGGGCUUUCUCCAGCGUCGGCGGUUCAAACUCGUGGAAGAUCCAGUUCUGGUUUAGUAUGUGGUUACCACUUUCGCUUGCGGCAUGGAGAUUACUAUGGCCAGAGACAAAUUAUUUCACAAAGGUGUUGAAGGCACGUAAGCUUAUUGCGAAGGAUGCGAUUGAAGCUAAUGGAGGUCAGCCUUUACCCAAAUUAUCUUUCAAGCAAAAAUGGGUCAAUAUUAAAUCUACCGUUAGAAGACAUUGGGUUCAUUUCGUUUACCUAGUGCUACUGCUUGUUGGACCAAACUACUUGACACACGCUUCUCAGGAUCUACUGCCAACAAUGUUGCGUUCCCAAUUGGGAUUAUCUGAGGACGCGGUUACUGUGAUCGUCGUUGUUACUAACUUGGGGGCUAUCUGUGGUGGUAUGAUCUUCGGUCAGCUCAUGGAAAUUACCGGUAGAAGAUUGGGGCUUAUCAUCGCCUGUACCAUGGGAGGUUGCUUCAUCUACCCAGCAUUCAUGCUACGUACGAAAGAGGCCAUCUUGGGAGCUGGAUUCAUGUGUUACUUCUGUGUCUUUGGUGUCUGGGGGAUUUUACCCAUUCACAUGGCCGAAUUGGCUCCAGCAGACGCAAGAGCUUUGGUCUCUGGUUUGGCUUACCAAUUAGGUAACUUGGCAUCGGCUGCUUCGGCUACGAUAGAGACCCAGCUGGCCGAAAGGUACCCUCUAGCUAGAAACGCCGCUGGUGAAGUCACUAAGAAUGAUUACGCAAAAGUUAUGGCUAUUCUUACUGGUUCAGUCUUCAUCUUCACUUUAGUCUGUGUCUUUGUCGGUCAUGAGAAAUUCCACCAUGAUUUAUCUUCCCCAACCAUGAAAAAAUACAUCGAUCAAGUGGAUGACUUGGAGUCCGAUGGUGUCUCUGUCAGUGAGUACGUUACUCAGGAAUUGAAGAGUGCACCAAUGAACUUUUCAGAAUCCAACAGAUCAAAGGCCUCUGACGAACAAGUCGAAAUAGCCUGA
Torulaspora delbrueckii is the source of this 1710-nucleotide messenger RNA. It is a transcript of the gene JEN1, whose product is annotated as monocarboxylate/H+ symporter. NCBI's taxonomy places the organism in Eukaryota, Fungi, Ascomycota, Saccharomycetes, Saccharomycetales, Saccharomycetaceae. Gene Ontology annotation, cellular component: plasma membrane. The coding region runs from base 1 to 1710 and encodes 569 amino acids. Gene Ontology annotation, biological process: plasma membrane lactate transport; sialic acid transport. The transcript has a single exon. The record is from RefSeq and is a predicted model, not a curated record. Gene Ontology annotation, molecular function: sialic acid transmembrane transporter activity; secondary active monocarboxylate transmembrane transporter activity.